This is a messenger RNA of Anarrhichthys ocellatus (wolf-eel), 1620 nucleotides long. RefSeq names its product NAD-dependent protein deacylase sirtuin-5, mitochondrial-like. NCBI's taxonomy places the organism in Eukaryota, Metazoa, Chordata, Actinopteri, Perciformes, Anarhichadidae. Bases 126 to 1040 code for a protein of 304 amino acids. Gene Ontology annotation, cellular component: nucleus. Gene Ontology annotation, molecular function: histone deacetylase activity, NAD-dependent; protein-succinyllysine desuccinylase activity; NAD+ binding. The transcript has 9 exons. The record is from RefSeq and is a predicted model, not a curated record.
UUACGACAGUGUGGUGCGUUUUACGGCCUCUCAAGAUACAUUGCAGUAACAGAGGUAAACCUAAACAAGCAAACUCGACGUGACUUUCUGCUCCGUAAAGUGUGGAUAUCUUCAAGCGAGCGACAAUGCUUCUCCAAAGUCGAGCUGCCUUUGCUCUGGGCCUUCGCAUGUGCUCCACUCAUGUGAUGAAAGGCCCUUUGAUGGACACAGCGAGACUCAACUCAGACAUGUCUGAAUUCCGCGAGGUCUUUUCCAAAGCCAAGCACAUCGCAAUCAUCACAGGGGCCGGCGUGAGUGCAGAGAGCGGAGUGCCAACCUUCAGGGGAGAAAACGAGAAGUGGAGAAAGUGGCAAUCCCAGGACCUGGCCACCCCAGAGGCCUUCUCUCGAACCCCGUCUCGGGUCUGGGAGUUCUUCCACUACAGACGGGAGCUGGCUUUGAACAAGAAGCCCAGUGCCGCCCAUCUGGCCAUAGCAGAGUGCGAGGCCCGGCUGAGGAAGCAGGGGCGCUCCGUGGUCGUCAUCACCCAGUGCACAGAUGACCUCCACCGGCAGGCCGGGUCCAAACACGUGCUCAAGAUUCACGGCAGUCUGCUGGAGACGCGCUGCGUGAGCUGUGGACAUGUGACCGUGAACAGGCGGAGCCCCAUAUGUGCCGCCCUGAAGGACAAAGGUGCACCUGACCCAGAUGUUGCUGAUGCCCAGAUUCCUGUGGAUAAACUGCCCAGGUGCGGCGAAAGUGACUGCCGCGGUCUGCUGAGGCCCAACGUGGUGUUUUUUGGAGAAACUCUGGACUCCCAUAUCCUGACCAAGGUGGAAAAAGAGAUGGAGACCUGCGACCUCUGUCUGGUGGUGGGCACGUCUUCAAUCGUGUACCCAGCAGCCAUGUUUGGCCCUCAGAUUGCAUCCAGGGGCAUCCCAGUGGCGGAAUUCAACACCAAAACAACACCAAAAACUGAGUACUUCAUGUACCAUUUCCAGGGUACGUGUGGAACCACGCUGCCUCCAGCUUUGGCGCGACAUGAGUCCGAGGUUCUUUAAGAAGCCUGUUUUUAAAGAGAGUGACUUGACGAACAGCAACCAGUGGCUUCUUCAACACACCAAUGUAAUCCAGAUGUUUGCCUUAAAAACCAUUCAGCUGUCGAUGCUUGAUAGAGGUAAACGUAGAACUUCUUUUAGAAUUUGAUAUGGAUCUCUUUAUAUACUUGAAUAUACUGUGUAGCUCAAUAAACUGGAAAUGGGAUAUUGUAGGUUUUACAUGUUGGCUGCUUUGAGUCUGACGCAGUAGCUAUACAGCUUUAAUACAGAAAGGAAUGCACUAUGUAUGUAGUUAGUGGCAUAGGAUGCUCUUGUUAUUCCACACACACCUUGUGUAUUAGAUGCUGGUGAGGGAGCGUAAUGCUUUGCGGUAGAUCAGAACCUAUUACUCCUGGUGUCCACGGGGAAUCUUCCUCUUUCUCUCUCCACCGAAUCAACAGAUGUACGUAAUAUAAUCUUAUGCCUUUUAAAACUGUUUACACAACCUUGACCAAAUGCUCGCUUUACACCUCAGGUGCAAAUCAACCAAUGUUACAGAGAUUUAGUAUUUAGUUGAGUGUACGGAGUCUUCUUCUGACCAAGG